UAUACGAUACAUACAUAUAACAUAGCAUGCAUCAUCUGUUUAAUAGGUCCCACGACAGCCUCUCUUCCUCUUCGGACACAUACAGUUCACACACACCUUCCCUUUCCACAGUUUUGUGCUGCCUUCUCCCCCACCCUCUUCAUCCCCUGCCCGCUGCCCUUCUCCGGCCACUUCCUCAGCCGACUAUGGACAAGGCCGAGAGGGAGACUCACGACUUCAUGAACGUGGAAUCCUUCUCCCAGCUUCCCUUCAUCCGCCCUUCUUCUUCUGCACCAGCGCCCAAGGACAAGCCCAUCCGCCUCUUCGGCAUAGAAUUCGGUUCCGCCGCCGAUGACUCCGAGUCCGGCGAGACCAACGCCGCCGACGAACCCAAGGACGCAGACAACGGCGAGAGCAGCCGCAAAUUUGAAUGCCAUUAUUGCUGCCGGAACUUCCCCACUUCCCAAGCCCUCGGCGGCCACCAGAAUGCCCACAAGAGGGAGCGCCAGCACGCCAAGCGCGCCCACCUCCAGUCCACUCUGGCCGCCGGCGGCCUCUCCUCCGCGGACCCACAUCUCUACUACCGCCUCGCCUCCGCCCCCCCGCCGCCGUGGAACCCUAGCGCCUCCACUUACGCGCCGAGGUUCUACACGCACCCGCCGGGCGUCACCAGCAGCCCUCUUGCGUUAUGGCGGAUCCCGGCCGUCCACGGCUCGCCGGCGUUCAAUCGUGACCGUACUUCUGUGCACCACCCGCCGCCAUUGGAGCUGAACCCAUCUCCGAUAAUCGGGGGCAGCUCUGGUUCUCACCAGAGCCGGUACGCCUGCGAAGCAAAAGAUCAUGUGAGUUUGGAUCUUCAUCUGUAAGAUUAAUUAAUCUGAUAAAUAACCAUCGAUCGAUCUUAAUUAUCAAGAAACAGAAAGAUUUAACUUUUCUGUUCUGAAUCACAAUUCUUACAUACAUAUACUGCUGCUUAACUUAAAACAAUGGCGCCUUAACUUGUGAAUGAAGAAAAUCAUUUGAACUUGGUGUUGAGCAAUUCAUCUAUAUAUAUAUAUAUAUGUCCAAUUAAGAGACAGAGGAGCUUUCAAUCAAUUCAUUCCCUGCACAAACACACAAUAUAUAUUUUUUUUACAAAAUUUUCAUACCCUAGCUAGCUAGUAGCUACCUAUCCUAAUUAAUUUGUUGAUCAGUCUCAAUGCUAAA
Messenger RNA from Diospyros lotus (date-plum), 1185 nucleotides. RefSeq names its product zinc finger protein GIS2-like. Bases 27 to 845 code for a protein of 272 amino acids. The record is from RefSeq and is a predicted model, not a curated record. Gene Ontology annotation, molecular function: DNA-binding transcription factor activity. Lineage: Eukaryota; Viridiplantae; Streptophyta; Magnoliopsida; Ericales; Ebenaceae. The transcript has a single exon. Gene Ontology annotation, biological process: response to gibberellin; trichome morphogenesis; trichome differentiation.